Messenger RNA from Prunus persica (peach), 1259 nucleotides. Its product is annotated as putative serine/threonine-protein kinase. Gene Ontology annotation, biological process: protein phosphorylation. The record is from RefSeq and is a predicted model, not a curated record. Gene Ontology annotation, molecular function: ATP binding; protein kinase activity. Lineage: Eukaryota; Viridiplantae; Streptophyta; Magnoliopsida; Rosales; Rosaceae. Bases 1 to 1215 code for a protein of 404 amino acids. The transcript has 6 exons.
AUGGAGAUGAACUCCACUUCUAAGCCGACGUCUCCAGCGCUGUUCUUUUUCCUCGGAGGGAUAGUCAUGCUCAUAAUUUUGCUUGUUCUGAUAUUCGUGUUUCGGAAACUGAUCAAACCAGAAGAGCUUAAGAAAUUGGUAGCACGAGCCAGAAGGCAGCCAGAAUCCAAAGAUUUGUUCAGUGGGAACCUUCGAACAAUAAGCUAUUUCGACUUCCGGACAUUGAAGAUGGCAACCAAGAACUUUCAUCCUGGUAAUCUCCUUGGAGUAGGUGGAUUUGGCCCUGUCUAUCGGGGAAAACUAGGAGAUGGGAGGCUAAUUGCUGCUAAGAAAUUGUGCCUUGACAAAUCUCAACAAGGAGAAUCAGAAUUUCUUACAGAGGUAAAGUUGAUCACUAGCGUUCAGCACAGGAACUUGGUUCGGCUUAUCGGAUGUUGCUCAGAUGGGCCUCAACGGCUGCUUGUGUAUGAAUACAUGAAAAACAGGAGCUUGGACCUCAUAGUAUAUGGAAAAAGUGAUCGGUUCCUGAACUGGAGCACCAGGUUCCAGAUAAUUGUGGGUAUUGCUCGAGGUUUACAGUAUCUGCAUGAGGAUUCUCCGCUAAGAAUUAUCCACAGAGAUAUCAAGGCAAGCAACAUUCUUCUUGAUGAGAAAUACCAACCAAAGAUUGGAGAUUUUGGGCUGGCUAGGUUCUUCCCUGAAGACCAAGCUUAUCUCAGUACAACAUUUGCUGGAACUUUGGGUUAUACAGCACCGGAAUAUGCUAUUAGAGGAGAAUUGUCCGAAAAGGCGGACAUAUAUAGUUUUGGAGUUCUUGUGCUUGAAAUAAUUAGCGGAAGAAAAAACACAGAUCUCACUUUACCAUCAGAAAUGCAAUACCUCCCUGAAUAUGCAUGGAAGUUAUUCGAGACGUCAAAUGUGAUCGAGCUAGUAGAUCCAAAAUUGCAUGAAAAUGGAUUUGUGGAAAGGGAUGUUUUGCAAGCAAUCCAAGUUGCCUUCUUAUGUCUUCAGCCUCAUGCAAAUCUGAGACCCCCAAUGUCAGAGGUUGUAGCAAUGCUAACUUGCAAAGUUGAAAUGAUUGGAACACCUAUGAAACCUGCCUUCUUAGCACGAAGACGCACGAAAGAUCAGAACCUUUCUUGGGAUACAAUAUCUGAGGUCUUCCCUUCUCCCUUUCAGAGUGAAUCUACCUCAUUACCUAAACCACCAACUUGAGGGCCGUUUCCUGUCUUGCAAGGAAAGUCAAAAUGGUAUGAGGG